Molecule: messenger RNA, 1359 nt
Organism: Peronospora belbahrii
Lineage: Eukaryota; Oomycota; Peronosporomycetes; Peronosporales; Peronosporaceae
Source: the annotation of a GenBank genome assembly
AUGCUGCAACAGCUACGCCCCACGUUCCGCCGCUCUCGUGCACUUCUCCAUACACGCUGCAUUUCUUCCAACUUUGACGCUCCUCCAUACAAGCUCAGCGUAUCAGGCCAGCAAAGUCGAGUAAUUUUUGGAGCUAAAGUUGCUGCGACGCAACUUGGCGCGUUAUGUCGCACUAGCGGCAUGCACAAGGUGCUGGUCGUACGCGACCGCGAUGCCACUGCUGCCUCACGCACAAAGUAUGCCGAGUAUCUGCUGAUGCAAGCUGGUAUGCCUUGCUUUCAGUAUACGCUGGAGAGGGACUGCGCUACGCUUGACGGUGUGGAUCACGCGGCUGCCAUUGCUCAGCGUGUCGGCGCUGACGGGGUUGUGAGCUUUGGUGGCGGAAAUACUAUGGACAUGGCUCGUGCUGUGGCUGUGGUUCUAGCCAACGGUGGGCGUGCGGCUGACUUUAUGGCCAUUACAAGCGACGACAGCGAGGAUGACAAGCUUGAGUUGCAGCAAGGAAAAUUGAAGACCGUGCCACUGUUGCUCGUUCCGACCAUUGUCGGGACUGGAGCGGAGGUGGCAAAGCAAACUAUGUUGCUGGAUGAAGAUGCCGAGACAAAGUUGCUCUUUGCGGCAGGAAGGGACAUCGUGCCUGAGGCGGUGAUUAUUGACCCGACAUUGAUGCUGACGGUGCCGCUGCAGUUGACAGUACAAGGCGCUUUGACGGCUUUGGGUCAGUGUCUUGAGUCUUAUUUGUUGGGUGGGGCGGACGACGCUUUGGCACUGGAAGGACUGGAGGCUGUGGCAAAGGCUCUUGCUGCACCGCUUAAAGAAGGAAAGUUGGAUCUCGAGGGAGCAUUUUUACGUGAGCAGUUUGCACUUGGUAGCUUGCUGUCGGGAAUAGCGACUAAUUCGUCGGGACCAGGAUCAGCACAGGCGCUGGCAAUGUCAAUGGGUGGUAUUUCUGACCUGCCGCACGCUCAGGUGGCAACAGCUUUUUUGCCAUUCGUUUUCGAUCGGUAUAAUGAGUUGCUGAGCGAGAAUGAAGGUGAACCAUUCUUUGGCGAACUGCGUGAAAAGCUGGAGAAUGCAUUGGACCGACUAACGGUAGCGAGCGGAUUCCAGAGCGACAACGUGGCCACGUGGCUGCGGUACGUCAUCACACGCUUUGAUCUGCCGACCGCUUCUACACUUGAGCUGGAAGAGAGUCUACUGGACGGCCUUGUAGAUCGUGCUGCAGAGUAUCAGGACGAGUCGAUGGAAGUAUCUUGUAGCGAUGGAAACGGCGCUAUCAUGGAGAAGAAUGACUUGUGCGCCAUUAUCGAUCGUGCUGUGGUAGCGGUUGCGCCCUCAAAGGAGAGCGAAGACAAGUGA